Messenger RNA from Callorhinchus milii (elephant shark), 501 nucleotides. Its product is annotated as membrane-associated guanylate kinase, WW and PDZ domain-containing protein 2-like. Gene Ontology annotation, biological process: signal transduction. Gene Ontology annotation, molecular function: protein binding. Bases 1 to 501 code for a protein of 166 amino acids. The transcript is spliced from 4 exons. Lineage: Eukaryota; Metazoa; Chordata; Chondrichthyes; Chimaeriformes; Callorhinchidae. Gene Ontology annotation, cellular component: cytoplasm. The record is from RefSeq and is a predicted model, not a curated record.
AUGUCCAAGGCGCUGAGGAAGAGGAAUCACUGGAGCGGGCGGCUGCGCGAGGCCGUGCUGAGCGUCACCGCCACUCCGAGUGGCGCGAGGCUUGUGCCGGCCCUAUCCCUGCUCGGCGGUGCAGAGGUGGCGCAGUUCCCGUACCUGGCCACAGCGGUGGACGAGCAGCAGGUGCGAGUUCUGGCCGGAAAGCUGCAGGCCGGUGACCUGCUGCUGGAGGUGAAUGGAGCGCCCGUCGCUGGGCUCACGUCACGCGACGUCAACGCUCUCAUCGCCGCCAGCCCCAGUCCCGUGCAGCUCAAGCUGCUCAAACCUGGCGGAGCUCUCACCAAGGACCUGCGGCUCUACCUCAACCAGCGCUUCCAGAAGGGCUCCGUGGACCACGAGCUGCAGCAGACGAUCCGUGACAACCUCUACCUGCGCACUGUGCCCUCAGCGGAGGCGGUGGACGGAGCCGGAGCGGCUGGGGAGGAGCAGAACGUUAGCAUGCAGGAGGCAUGA